Carcharodon carcharias (great white shark) is the source of this 3821-nucleotide messenger RNA. RefSeq names its product thioredoxin reductase 1, cytoplasmic-like. Gene Ontology annotation, biological process: cell redox homeostasis; cellular response to oxidative stress; glutathione metabolic process. Gene Ontology annotation, cellular component: cytosol; mitochondrion. The transcript has 15 exons. Bases 417 to 1910 code for a protein of 497 amino acids. Gene Ontology annotation, molecular function: thioredoxin-disulfide reductase (NADPH) activity; flavin adenine dinucleotide binding; glutathione-disulfide reductase (NADPH) activity. The record is from RefSeq and is a predicted model, not a curated record. Lineage: Eukaryota; Metazoa; Chordata; Chondrichthyes; Lamniformes; Lamnidae.
CAGAGGGAGAAUGUUGACAGCAAAUUUCCCAUGUUGAGAAUGAGAGAGAAAAUGGUCUUCUGUGCCGUUAUGGCUGAGAGAUGUUGGAUAAGCAAAGGAGGAGGCUAUCACUUUGCUUAAGGAUCGAGAACGAGAGGGCACAGAUUUUAAAGUGAUUCGCAAGAGAAGCAGAUGUGGCGUGAGAAAAAACUUUGUCUUGCAACAAGGAGUUCGGGCCUGUAAUGUGCUGCUUGGAAGUAUGGGGGAGGCAGGUUCAAUCGAAGCAUUCAAGAGCCUAAUGUGCACAGCCUAACAGGUUUUAGCUGACUGAGGACAUAAGUACUGACAGAUGAUCAGUGGAAAAAUACAGCCGAGAAAGAUCACUUAAACUCAUUUUAAAGGUUCACGAAGGCAACAAGCUUGGAAAUUGACUGGCGAUGAAUGAAGCCAAUGAAAUAAAGGGACCCUAUGACUAUGAUCUGAUCGUCAUUGGAGGAGGCUCUGGGGGACUUGCUGCUUCCAAGGAAGCUGCCAAAUAUGGGAAGAAAGUACUGGUCUUGGAUUAUGUUACGCCCACACCUCUCGGGACUACAUGGGGUCUUGGAGGGACAUGUGUCAAUGUGGGUUGUAUCCCAAAAAAGCUGAUGCAUCAAGCUGCAAGUCUACACCAAAGUCUACAGGAUGCCAGGAAGUUUGGCUGGAUGUUUGAUGAACAAGUUAGUCAUGACUGGACAACUAUGAAAGAUGCGGUUAAGGAUUACAUAGGCUCCUUGAACUGGGGCUACAGAGUUGCUUUAAGAGACAAAGGUGUUACCUAUGUGAAUGCUUAUGGAGAAUUUGUUGGACCUCACAAGAUCAAGGCAACAAAUAAAAAAGGGAAAGAAACAUUUUACACUGCAGAAACAUUCAUAUUGGCCACUGGAGAAAGGCCUCGGUACCUGGGAAUUCCGGGUGAUAAGGAGCAUUGCAUCACCAGUGACGAUCUAUUCUCGCUCCCCUACUGUCCUGGGAAAACCUUGGUGGUCGGAGCUUCCUACGUUGCCCUGGAGUGCGCCGGGUUUCUCGCGGGACUGGGGCUGGAUGUGACUGUGAUGGUUCGCUCCAUCCUGCUCCGGGGGUUUGACCAACAAAUGGCAAACCUGGUUGGAGACUACCUAGAGUCCCAUGGGGUCAAAAUCAUUCGGCAGUUUGUACCAUCUAAGAUCGAACAAAUUGAACCAGGAACUCCAGGGAAGUUGAAAGUAACAGCUCAAUCUACUGAUGGAUCUGGGAAAAUGGAAGAGGAAUAUAACACAGUGUUACUGGCAGUUGGGAGGGAUGCCAACACCAAAAAUAUCGGUUUGGAGAAAGUGGGAGUAAAUAUCAAUGAAAAGUCUGGUAAGAUUCCCGUCAAUGACUUGGAACAAACAAAUGUACCCAACAUUUAUGCCAUUGGAGACAUUCUAGAUGGCAAAUUGGAACUCACACCUGUGGCGAUCCAGGCUGGUCGCUUACUUGCCGGAAGGCUCUAUGGAGGGUCUUCAAUCAAGUGUGACUACGUAAAUGUGCCCACCACUGUCUUCACUCCCUUGGAAUAUGGAGCCUGUGGUUACUCGGAAGAAAAAGCUAUAGAAAAACAUGGCAUGGAGAACGUGGAGGUCUAUCACAGUUACUUCUGGCCUCUGGAGUGGACUGUUCCAUCAAGGGAUAACAAUAAAUGUUAUGCCAAGAUUAUCUGCAACAAGCAAGAUCAUAAUCGGGUAAUAGGCUUCCACGUGUUAGGUCCGAAUGCAGGAGAAAUUACGCAGGGGUUUGGAGCUGCAAUGAAAUGUGGAAUGACCAAGGAGCAGUUGGAUAGUACAAUAGGAAUUCACCCAGUCUGUGCGGAGAUAUUCACCACACUAUCGGUCACUAAGCAGUCUGGUGAAAAUGUCCAACAGUCUGGUUGCUGAGGUUAAAUCCCUGCCGUUGUCACUGUUGCCGUAAUGGAUCACUUUGUCUCCUCGAAUAACACCAGUCAGAUCUGGAAACCCCUCCCAUCAAUCCUGCUAAGACCCUACCCUUCCUCCCUGUUCCACUCCAUUAUUGAGGGAUCUUCUGCAGAGGUGAUGUGAACUUCCAUUUGGCAACUAGUACAAUGGUGGGGUUAUUACUCGUCCACUGAAGCAAGCUGCUGCUCUGUAGGGGCAUCAACCUGGUGCUUUCAUGAAGUCCCAGCCUGGAACCAGUUUCGAAUGGAAGGCUGUGAUGGAAAAACUGCAAGCGCAGUCUAGCAAGUUCCAGCAAAUACAGACAUCAAGGGCUUCCACUAUCACUGGAGAACUCAUUAAUAGCAGACCAAAAUUAGAAACCAGAAGAGAAAAAAACCAAUUUAUAUUCUUGAAUUUUGGGUACUUUCCACUGAAGUUUCCUUUUACGUAAUUUUUCAAUUUCACUCUGUUCACGUCCUUUGGUUUGAGUGAACUUUUUAGAUAUCAUGUUUACUAUUGAAGCUGAAUAUAUUUAUUCUAGUUCUCUUUAACAUUGCAUUCAGUGUAAAAAGGCUGAAAUUUUGUCUUGGGCAAUUCGUUGAUAGCCAACCUAUUUCAUGCUGCCUUUCAGGCAACUUGUUUUGCACUCUCAGCCCAGUUAUCAGUUCACUGUCGCCCACGGCACUAAUUUCAACCCCGACAUUCAUAGAUGUUGGGCAUUAGUGGUUCACAGCGAGUCAGUUUAUCCCUAAAAACAUCUCUUCACUCAGAUUCCAAGGUGAAGACUCCAAGAUGCUGUGCUUGCUUGUAGAUCUCUUAAUAUGCCAGGUUCGUGGUCCCUUUUUCUCCACCUCCCUAGAAUAAAAAUUGUAUGGAUCCAUAUUUAGCACAACACAAAGCCCUGCCUUCUAGAAUAAAAUGAUGGGCUCUUUUGGGGGUGAAAUUAAAGGUCAUUAAAGUGUCAUUGAAUGAGAUUGGGCUUGGCAUUGCACUUGAGUGUUUGUGCAAGUAGUAGUUUUGGUUCAUGCUUGUGCUAAGGUUUUGGUGUAAAUCUGGAGCAAAGCAAGACUUUUGAGGUGGUGAAUCUAGCAUCACUGUGCUUUGACCCAAGAUUCAGUCAGGCUCUGACUUUAAACAGCAACUUUUAUUGUGCGUGUGUGUAAACUACUUGCUGCACUGCUGCUGUUGGCGUAGCCUCUGACUUGAGGCUGCAGUCUUGAAUUCCUCAGUCUCUGGGCUCAAGAGCCAAGGAGCAAAGAGAAUGAAAUGCCCUGCGGCCAAAAUACUUGCUGAAGCAUCAGGCUGAGUACAGUUGCAGCCUAGAUUUAGACCUGUCACAGCUUAUUGGAGAAACUUUUGAGAAAAGCUAUUUCUUGAACCCCAAGUUGGAAUAAUUAAUGCCCCUAACUCCUGCAUUGGACAAACCUUAGUCUUUAGAUUAUUGUAGCCAUUAUAGUUCCAAGCACUGACUAGCCUUAAUACUUGGUGUUUGACUGUUCUGGAAGCACAUAAAUCUGUAAACCAGUGUUGGCUGCCCAAUGGGAGUACUGGUUACACCUUGAACAAGGAAUGUUGACCUUAUUAGAGUAACUUGUGCCUGCUUGCAGCACUCAAGUUUACACGAAUUUUACAUACUAAUGGUGACAGAUUAAUACUGUAUAUUUGCAUCAAAAGUCACUGCUUAGACAAUGCAGAAGAAUUGAAUUAUUUCUGUUACAGAUUUGAAUUGAGUGAUUUUGACUUUUUAAAAAGGUUAUACCCAAUUCUUUUGCUUUAAUUGUAUCUCUUUUCUACGUCUGCCUCUGUUCCAUAUUCAUGCAUAUAAUUUAAAUGUUCCUGAUGUGCUGUUUUACAAAACAAAUUGACUUGCAUAUUAAAGAAGAAUCAAAUGUU